UACCGCCGUACGACGCAGCUAUACUACCAUUCUAUGGGAGAGUUCGAUCCCCCUGAGGUACUGUUGAACAAACGCGUGCUACAAAACAGAGAGCGAGCGCGUGUGAUGGCACACAACGAGCAGAGUUUGCUUUAGGUAUGCUCACGCCAACCAACCAGCGAAGGUUUUACUUUCAAACAUCAUCUCGGUAGAGUUGGUCGAAUCUUUGUAAACCAAGUGCGACGGAGUAUGUUUUUCUGCUAACAGUACAGCAGUUUCAAGUGUUUGAAAUUAUUUUUUGUUCUUGUGAGUUUAGUGUAUGAAACCAUUUCGAUAUUAUUUGGAAGACAGCAAAAACUAUUUGAAGUUUCAAGUUAAUGAACAAAGUUUGCUUUAGUGCAAAAGUACUACCCCAGUAGUGUGUAGAACUAUUACGAGAGCGACGUCAUACUUCAUUCAAAAGUGAAGCAGUGCAAAAAAAAUCCUUCGGACUGUCAUUACUCAAGAACUCGGCCUGGGCGCGUUCAUUCAACCGUGUGUAUGUAAGCUGUAGAAUAGGGUUCUAAAACCCUCGUUUCUGCAUCAAUUUGGCUUCGAUUCGGUAGCACUGGAACCUUACGACGUUUCACCCGAAAAUGGAUGUGUACUACAUAAGCGACAGUAUCCAUUACGGUUCGUUCCGUAAUCCGCUGUAUCGGGAUUAUGAAAAAUUCCCCUAUGGAACACUGGAGAACCCACUUAACAAUCCGUCCAAGCUUAAGCAACAUCAGCAACAGCGGAAUGGCGGCUUCACCAUGGCACAAGAAAAGUCUAAAAGCAAAUCAUCCAAGGAACCGUGUCCGUUCUGCAAGGAGCAGAAGAAACGACCGCUGGGAGCAUAUAUGCGUAAACGGAGCCAACGCAUCACAAGCGAAAGCAUUUCCGAAGAUGCAGAAGAAAAUGGAGAAGAGCGAGAGUGUGGUGCCGAAACGUCACCCACCGGAAGCCCAAGCAACAUCGAGCUGGCCUCGGACAAUCAUUUCCAUCACGUACACGGCCAUCGCAAUUCGGCUUGCGGAAAAUAUUUCCGUCAGGAUUCACAGGAUAGCGAUGGCAAAUGAGCUUUGGUACAGUGCGUUCGGUUGGAUAUUUAUGAGUUUUCUCGAUAUUUCACAUUUUUCUACAGAAAAACCCAAUUAAGAUAGCAGUACGCUUAGUUGUCUUCUAGAGUUUUAGGUUAAUCGUAUAAUAUGCCACACAAUACCUCCUACUAAGACACAAGAAACACUACCCAGUAUACUACAAUAUUGCUGCUCCAUGACAUGAGCGGUGGUCGUUUAUGGAGCCCGUGAAUGCACUAGAAAAUAAUGGAGAAGUGUGUAGUCACAUAGAAUCGACAGUGUCGUGAGAAUAAGACUGAUCUUUGAAUUCUUCGCAGAGAAACGAAAACACAAUUAGUUCAAAAGCCGGUUUAGCAAUGCUAACGUAAAACUAGCCCGAGAAUGUCUGAAGACGUUCGCACUAUCCAUACUACUUUGGAUAACAAAACAAUAGUUUAAAUAAUGGCAUGGUUUGAGCAGAAAAUCAUUCUUUUUGAAAGUAUAUUUCUCGUUACUGAAUCAUGAUUAGUACUUAUUAGAAUGGUAGAAAUGGAUUAUUGAUGGUCAUUAGCACUGUUUGUCUGGGAGUGUUAGAGACUCGCAACAAUUAUAUAUUAUAAUUAUUAUGAUGCUUGCUAACAGAAGUUUUGUUGUACUAUGUCGUUCUAGUUUUAAGCGUAAAUUAUUCGAACACAAUGUUUUUGGAUGCAUAUACUUAUUCAUAAUAAAAAAAAAAGUAUCCUACUUUAUCUAUACUAUUACUUAAGAA
Molecule: messenger RNA, 1827 nt
Organism: Malaya genurostris
Lineage: Eukaryota; Metazoa; Arthropoda; Insecta; Diptera; Culicidae
Gene: fok
Exons: 2
Coding region: 615-1079 (154 amino acids)
Source: RefSeq, a predicted model, not a curated record